Messenger RNA from Pocillopora meandrina, 912 nucleotides. The record is from the annotation of a GenBank genome assembly. NCBI's taxonomy places the organism in Eukaryota, Metazoa, Cnidaria, Anthozoa, Scleractinia, Pocilloporidae.
AUGGAUUGUGAACCACCAACAUAUCUUUCCUACUUCUCUAUGAUUGCAUCAAUGUGCCUCUCGUGCAUUACCAUCGCGGGAAACCUUUUCGUCUUGUUGGCAGUUUAUCAAGACCCUUACAAAGAACUGCGCAAACCUUUCACUGUCUUAAUCGCUAACCUGGCACUGGCAGAUUUGACCGCGGGCGCCAUAACAGAACCAAUGGCGGUGUACUUCACAUAUCAGGAAGUGCAAGGAAGUGUAGUAAAUGAUCUGGCCGUGAAUAUUACGCAUUUGAGCUAUUUCAUGUCAUGCACUACUUCAGUAUUAACCCUUAGUGUUCUUGCAAUUGAUAGAUAUCUAGCCAUAUCGUAUUCUUUGUGGUAUAAAUGUCAUGUCACUUUGUCUUGCACCAUAAAAAUCUGCAUGGCUUUAUGGAUCAUGUCUGUGCUAUUAUCACUGACAUAUAUCAAGACAGGUUAUAUCAAUUUUGCGUUUGUUUUUGCCAACACAGCAGUGCUUAGUACAGCAUGUGUUCUAGUUUUCGCUUAUUACCGAAUAUUUAAAUCUCUCAGGAUUCGCACGAUUCAAGUGGGAGUCUUACACGAGGGUAGAAGUCAACGGUGCGAAAGGCAGAAGUCACUGCUUUUAGAAAGCAAAUUAACCAAGCUAUACUUGAUGAUGUUGGGGAUAUUUUUGUUGUGUUUUGUCCCUUCUUGUUUGUUCAUCUAUGUUUUGUAUUGCUGUUCUCUGUGUGAUUGUUAUGUCAUUCACUGGUUGAGAGACAUAAGUUUCCUGCUCGUUUUAAGCAACAGCUCCCUAAAUCCAAUCUUGUACAGCUUACAACUGAAAUCUUUUCGUCGGGUUUAUAAAAGUAUGUGCAAAUGUUGGAAGAAAAACCGUGUGAGGGCAGUUAUGGGACAAGGGACCUAA